AUGGCGCCAGCGUUGGAGCCUCGAAAAAUCGAUGACGAUACCCGUUUCAUCCUGUACAUGACUAUGCCCUAUGCGGCAAUGUACACGCUCUGGGUUGUUGGUUUCCCUCUGAUCGCAUGGAUCGAGCAUCUCAAUAGACGGACACAGAACGAUUACGCCGAUCCGUGUUGCUUCCCAUCCUGGAUGGAGACGGUUGUAUGGAGUGUUGUUUCUCCGUGGGUGGCCCUUUUCAAGAUUGAAGAAGCCACCGCUCCCUUGGCGACCGGCGAGGUCGAGAUGGUCAACAACGCCAGACACAGCGGGGACACAGAAUCUCUUGCCACUCAUACAUAUGCCGCGGUCUCGACGUCACAGGCAGAGACGCCGGAGAAUGGAUCGUAUGGCCCACAGAUGGCCGCUCCACCGCCGUAUGCAAACUGA
Messenger RNA from Jaminaea rosea, 420 nucleotides. RefSeq lists its product as hypothetical. Lineage: Eukaryota; Fungi; Basidiomycota; Exobasidiomycetes; Microstromatales. The coding region runs from base 1 to 420 and encodes 139 amino acids. The transcript is spliced from 3 exons. The record is from RefSeq and is a predicted model, not a curated record.